Messenger RNA from Cololabis saira (Pacific saury), 628 nucleotides. Its product is annotated as putative nuclease HARBI1. The record is from RefSeq and is a predicted model, not a curated record. The coding region runs from base 136 to 570 and encodes 144 amino acids. The transcript has 2 exons. NCBI's taxonomy places the organism in Eukaryota, Metazoa, Chordata, Actinopteri, Beloniformes, Belonidae.
AAGGAUGAGGAGGAUAUCUAUGUCAACAGAAAAAGCUACCAUUCAAUAAAUGUGCAAGUCAUCUGUGAUGCAACACUGCGCGUCACUAACCUUGUAGCUAAGUGGCCAGGACAAACCCAUGAUUCCUUCAUCCUGAUGAAUUCGGGAAUAGGCAUAAAAUUCAGCGAUGGAGAAAUGCCAGAUGGCUGGUUGUUAGGUGAUAGUGGCUAUGGCCUUCGACCCUGGCUGAUGACACCACUCCUUCACCCAGGAACACUGGCAGAGAGGCGCUACACAAGUGCACAAACAAAGACCCGCAAUAUUGUGGAGCGAUGCAUCGGUGUAGUGAAGUCUCGCUUCAGGUGCAUCGACCGUUCUGGAGGAGUGCUGCAGUACACACCUGAAAAAGCCUGUAAGAUCAUCACCUCAGCAUUCAUACUACACAACAUCUGCCAGAUGUAUCGCCUGCCAGUACCCAACAUCCCUGACGACCACCCUGAGGAAGAUGGACAUGACCACCCUGCCCCAUGCGAGACUGGCAUCCAAGCUAGGAAUGACCUCAUUAGAAGGAGGUUCACCCAAGCAAAUUAAAGAAAAAUCUACUACACAAAAUGUAAAAUCACAAUGUAUAUAACUAUCCCAUUUGAUU